GGAGAGCAGUCUGUUUAAAACAGCCUCAGCUCUCUCACUCAGAUCACUGCGAGACCCGGAGACAGACACAUACACACUUUGCCUCUCUCUUCCACACAAGCGCUCACACACACGCCUCACGUACGGAGACGGCAACUUUCCUCUAUCGGACUGGCACAACACAAGGGAGUGACAGAUCAGGAAAAAGCAAGAAAUAAAGAGGAGGUGCCCAGGUGAAGAGGAGCAUUCUGCCGACGGUUCACCUUCUCCAAGAUGGCCAACCUCGUGACAUCGCUGUGCUGUGUGGUUCUGGCCGCCGUGGUGGUCGCCUAUGCUCAGAAGCGCAGUCAGCUUGCUGCCAGGAACCAAUAUGAGAGAAUGGGCAGUGACGUCACCAUGCAGUGCGGCUCUCUGGCCAACGACGCCUCGGUGUCAUGGAAGGUCAACGGGACGGACGUGAAAGCCCAGCACCGCCUGGAGGGCCCCAGACUGAUACUGACCCAAGUGGACCUGGGCCACAAUGGACUCUACAGCUGCUUCCAGGACCCGAACGGCGAGAGACGGGACACCAUCAACCUCCGCAUCGGCAUUCCUCCUCGGGAGCCGGUGAUCACCUGUAGAUCCAACACCUACCCUAAAGGCUUCUACUGCAGCUGGCACCAGCAGCACUCAACAUACAUCCCCACUACUUUUGAAGUGGAUCUACAACAUAACCAGCGUUCACUGGAGGUGCAGAAAGAUUCCUUCCAUAAGAACCGCUGCCACGUACGUUUUCCAGAGGUCUUCUCCAGCUUCCCCUACACGGUCAACGUGACGGCCAUCAACGCUUUGGGGAAAUCAUCCAGGACUUUUUCCUUUGAGGAGUCAAGUAUAGUCAAGCCGGACCCCCCUGAGCGAGUGACGGCCACCCCGAUUCGUUACAACGCUCGAAGGUUGGAGGUCUCCUGGCAAAGUCCAGCCACCUGGCCGGACAUCGACAACUUCCCUCUGAAGUACUUCCUACGAUACCGGCCUCUCAUUAAGGAGCAGUGGCAGCAUGUGGAGUUGUCUGACAGCACCGCCCACACCAUCACCGACGCCUACGCUGGCAAGGAAUACAUCAUCCAGGUUGCUGCCAAAGACACGGAGAUUGGAACUUGGAGCGACUGGAGCGUGGCCGUGCACGCCACACCCUGGAUUGAGGAGCCCGUGCAGACCACCUCCACCACUGACAUGGAGUAUCUCACACAGACUAAGACUUCGCCAAUACCGUCGUCCAACGCACCACAGAAGGCCGAACCUCCAGUGGGCAGAGCUGCCAGACUCCUCACCUUCUUCUCGCCUUUGCUGUUAGGCAUGCUGCUGCUGUUCAUGUAAUGUCAAACUACCCGAAGCAGAGGAGGACGACGAGGAGGAGGAGGAGGCUGGAUCUUUUUUUUUUUCUUUUUUUUUUAUCUCUUUUUGCACAUGUUCCGAGGACGCCGUGCAUCGAUCAUUUCUGUCCAUCACACACUUACUUCUUCGCCAAGAUGACUCGGACAACGCCCCACGCAGCAUUUUCAAUCAAUGGUUGACACAGAUGUUCCCCAGAAGAGCUUUUUUUUUUCU
Messenger RNA from Nerophis lumbriciformis (worm pipefish), 1566 nucleotides. It is a transcript of the gene cntfr, whose product is annotated as ciliary neurotrophic factor receptor. Gene Ontology annotation, molecular function: protein binding; cytokine receptor activity. The record is from RefSeq and is a predicted model, not a curated record. Gene Ontology annotation, cellular component: membrane. NCBI's taxonomy places the organism in Eukaryota, Metazoa, Chordata, Actinopteri, Syngnathiformes, Syngnathidae.